Messenger RNA from Salvelinus sp. IW2-2015, 798 nucleotides. Lineage: Eukaryota; Metazoa; Chordata; Actinopteri; Salmoniformes; Salmonidae. The record is from RefSeq and is a predicted model, not a curated record.
GAUGAACCAAAUGACACAGAUGACCCAGAGCAACAGAAACUAUUUCAGUGUGUGUCAGGAAAUAUGGAUAGCAAAAGGAUUCGACUGUACCUCGGCCUGGACAAUCUGGUGGUGGAUUGCAUGCUCCAGAAGAAACCAGGCGGCUCAGCUAGACAGUACCAGAACCAACUGAAGCUCUACACAUCAUCUGGUCUCCUGCCCACCAUGGCCAUCUAUAACAGCACUAACUCAGCCACCUUCCCCUUUAAAUUAAUUAUGAAUGCAUCCACCUGGAGAGUGAACGUCCCCAGAUACAACAUUACUAUCAACACAGUGGCAGCACCUGUGGAUGAGUGGUAUGUGGAGUUCAGUAUGUUCCAUGGCYUCUCYAUGUUCAGCAGCAAGGGAUCCAUCCUGGACACACUGAAGGGAACACUACUGGAUGUGGCCAGAGGUUGGACUAGGGGACGGAAGGGCCUAUUGUGAAUUUAUGACAAAGCCCUGGGUGUUUUGAAUUUGGAUAUUUUUGCCAAUGACUAAAGAAAAUAGUGUACUCUGAUUAAUUGCGGUGCCUGUUUACCUCUAGGUGGCAAUCUUUUCUUUAUGAUCAUAACGCCGGAUAGCUGAGAGGAGAUGGGGUUUUCCACAAGGAUAAUAUGGUUAAAGGCGUUGAUAGUAUUUCCUAUAUUAUCUAUCUAUCCCCUAUUAACAUUUUACAUUAUGUUAUAGUCAUUCAGCAGACGCUUUUAUCCAGAGCGACUUACAGUUAGUAAGUCAAUUAGACUUACAUUAAAGGGGCAUUCUGGGGCCUCCCGAGUG